AUGUAGGUAUUCUAAUUUGGGAUAUUUAAGUCGAAGAAAUGAAUCAAUCAGUUUAAAUAUACAAUUAUUUCAUUAUAUAGAAUUCUAAAUUCUAAUGUCGCCCAUCCCAUACUUUCGCAAGGAUUCUUUUAUAAAUAAGAAACCUAAUUAGAAAUUAGAAGUAGAGUUAUUGCCUUUUCCGUUUUCAAAUCCAAUAUAUCUGUCUUCUUUUUCAUUUGAUUAAUGAAGGAUAGAAACAUACUAAAUCUGCACCUAAGAUUACACCAAUUACCCUGUACUACACUCAGCGGUAGAACACACUAGCCUAUGACGCUAGCAGAAACUAGAAUCAACGUGUAGUGAAAUCACGUUACUGGGUAUUUGAGAAGUGAAUUAUUAUCAAUCGAGAGAUUAAGGUUAAUGAAUGAGUUCAUGUUGAGAUGAAUGAAAACUCCCACAUUGAUAGUAAUGAAAAUCAAGAAGAUAAAACAGGAAGAAAACUUCUUUCUGACAGGGAUCAUGCCAAAUUUAUCAACAGUUAGUCAAAUGUCUUAUGUUAGCAAUGAUGCUAGUCAUGGAGAGUAGAAGGUAGACAUGUACUCAUUCUUGAUUCCUGUGAAUACUUUCUAGAAGAGAGUGCUGGUGUAAAUAUGAUCAUUAUGAAUAUGCAUGGGAAAACCGAAACUUGAAAUCAUAUAUUCCUUGGAUGUCUACAUAGAAAAUAAUCCUAAGAAAAAGAAAGCAAGAACCAAGUAAUGACCACAAGGAUUACAACUUGGUACCAUUUAGAGAAUAUUGAAAUUCCACAAUAUGUACAUGAGAGGAAGCAAAAGUCAAAAACAUAGAGAGGCGUAUAUUAAAUACAGGUCAUGAUUGAUGAUAAAUGGUUAGUUGUAGAUUACAAAAAGAAUUCUUGUAAUCUGUAGUUCUUCAUACAAAUUUAUUAGUGAGAUUUGAUAAACUGAACCACGCUUACUCGAAAUGUUUGGUAGAAGUGAAAUAUUCAACAAUGCUUCUGUUUCUGAAGAGUACUCUGUUGAUCACAAUGGUGACGACAACAGUAGUGGUAUAAAGAGCGAAAUAAAAUGUGAAGAUGAAAUUGAUAUUAUUUACGAAAAUCUCAAAACUGAAAAUGUCGAUAAAGGAGAGGAAAAUAAAUGUGGGUGCUGUUUUAGUGAUUGUUUUUGUAGCCAGACUAAUUUCUUCCGCCAGGAAUAUUCUGCGGUGGAAAGCAGCAGUUCGGAGACCAACAAUAUGCAAGGUCAGGACAUGACUCAGAGUGAGAAUGAGUGUGUUUUUGAUCCUGCUACAGAUUCCAAAUUACCGAUUCCUCUCAAGAAAGAAGAUGAACUAAUCGUGAAGAAAAAACAAGACAUAAUGUAUGAACCACUGUCAAGAGUACCAUUACCAUUUCAGUGUAAAAUCUGUUCAAAAUCUUUCAUUAGAGGUGAUCAAUUGAAAAAUCAUCAAAAGAGUCAUACAGGAAAGAAUUCAUUUAAAUGUGAAAUGUGCUCAAAAUCUUUUACUAGAGGUUACCGUUUAAAAAUUCACCAAAGGAGUCAUACAAUAGAAAAUUCAUUUCGAUGUAAAAUAUGCUCAAAAUCUUUUGUUAGCGGUGAUCAAUUAAAAAAUCACCAAAGGAGUCAUCCAGGAAAAAAUGCAUUUCAAUGUAAAUUAUGCUCAAAAUCUUUCACUAGAAGUUCUAGUUUAAAAAUUCACCAAAGGACUCAUACAGGCGAAAAACCAUUUCAAUGUAACAUUUGUUCAAAGUCUUUCAUUAGUGGUGAUCAAUUGAAAACUCACGAAAAGAGUCAUACAAGAGAAAAUUCAUUUCAAUGUAAAAUAUGCUCAAAAUCUUUCGCUAGAAGUGAUUAUUUAAAAAUUCACCAAAGGAGUCAUACAGGUGAAAAACCAUUUCAGUGUGACAUUUGUUCAAAGUCUUUCACUCUAAAAUGUAUUUUAAUAACUCACAAAAAGAUUCAUAAUCACAUAUUCCAGUGCAACAUCUGCUUAGAAUCGUUCUCUCUGAAGGGUGACCUAAUUGAUCACCAAAAAAUUCACAACACUGGAGAAAAACCAUUCCAAUGUAACAUAUGUUCAAAAUUUUUCACUAAAGAUGAUCAUUUGAAAAUUCACCAGAUGAGUCAUAUGGUAGAUAAACCGUUUCAGUGUAAAAUCUGUUCAAAAUCUUUCAGUAAAAGUUGUCGAUUGAAAAACCAUGAAAAAACGCAUACAGGAGAGAAACCAUUUCAGUGUAACAUCUGUUCGAAAUCUUUCACGCAACCAAGUAGUUUGAAAAAACACGAAUGGAAUCAUAGAUGAAUGCAUUCAUCAAUAAAGCUUUAGAAAGAGGUAGUAUAAAGUUUAUCGGAUUAGUUAACAAAUUAACAGUGUAAAAUAUAUCCAUUUGCAAUCUUGAGAAAUCCAGUUCCAUCUUUCACAUUAGUUUUGAGCCCGCAGGGCAUCUCAUUUAAACAUCAUGACACCCAAAAGCAGGUCCACAUGGAAUCGUCGUGAUCUACAGGGCUAUGCCAUAAAUGAGACCAUAUUUGUCACUUCACUUCUACUUACCUCAGUUUGUAUUUCUGAUUAGAUAAUAUCAUCAUAAAAAAUAUCAAAGAAAUUAUUUCAUGAUAUGGAAUUGGCCGAUACUUGAUGAAAAUGCAUAACGUAACUUUCCCACAUUUUGGAAACAGUUCUGAUAAACCAAGUCACUGAAUUUAUAUCUGCUAAUCGAUGAUUUGAAAAAUAACAGAAGGCUUUUCAAAAAAAAAUUCAACACCUAAGCAGCCAAUUGAUAUCAAUUCUCUAGAUGGUAAAAAUAUGUGAUUGGAAUUUUUCUGGAUCUGAAAAUAGCCUAUGAUACAGUGGAUUACAAACUGUUGAUAUUUUACUUGAAAAAUUAUGGCAUCAAAAUUUACAGUGUACAGGUCUUAUAGCAUAAGCAAAAAGGUUUCUCUGAAAGACUCUAAUUUUGUAUUCUGAAAGGAAUCCUUCAGUUAUUCAAAAAGCAAUAAAUAUUAAGAGUAAAUCGUUCAGAAUUGGCUGGAAAGUAGGACUCACUACAAAUGAAAUUUCAAAAAUUCAUAACAGAUAUAGCAAGCGCCAAAAGUGAUGGUGAGCGAUCUCACAGGUAUAGACUCUCUCAACUAAAUUACUAUUGGAUUACGAUAAGCCCCUUGCCGUCCAGUGUAAUAACUAUAAUUAGUUUUAUUUAGGCUAGCAAGUGGAACAUAAGUUUUUUGUGAUUUCUUUUCAUAUUUUAUUUAGUAUUGUGGGUAAUAGUACAGUUCAAUAAAAUGUUAUAUAAUGAUACCAUC
Messenger RNA from Leptinotarsa decemlineata (Colorado potato beetle), 3299 nucleotides. RefSeq lists its product as uncharacterized. NCBI's taxonomy places the organism in Eukaryota, Metazoa, Arthropoda, Insecta, Coleoptera, Chrysomelidae. The record is from RefSeq and is a predicted model, not a curated record. Gene Ontology annotation, molecular function: DNA-binding transcription factor activity, RNA polymerase II-specific; RNA polymerase II cis-regulatory region sequence-specific DNA binding. Gene Ontology annotation, biological process: regulation of transcription by RNA polymerase II.